AUGGAGAAACCCGAGAUCGUGGAGUCUCCGCGAAAGCGCCAGAAGACAGAUGAUGCGGGCUCAAUUGCGAUCCCUCUCGGUGGCGACAGCGCGUCCGACAUCCCGACUGUCGCAGUUACCGAUGCCCAGACUCUGAAAGAAAACGAAGUCGGAAUUACGGAGUUUGUGAGCAACGACUCGGAGGGCUUCGCUGGUAUUCUCAAGAAGAGAUACACCGAUUUCGCGGUCAACGAGAUCACAACUACCGGCGAAGUUGUCCACCUCCGAAACACGAGAGCCCCCCAUACCUCUAGCAACUCCAAGCCCGAGGCGCCUGCCCCCGCUGCGGAAGCCAAUCCUACCGAGCAGACCGAAGCCGCUCCCGCAAAGACCGAGGAGCCAGCCGAGUUCAAGGUGUCGGAGGAGGACCAUGCCCUCCUGGUUGAAUACUUUGGCUCUCAGAAUGCCACCGAUAUCAUUGCGCUUCACCACAAGGCCAUGUCCAAGCCUAAGUCCCGACCAGGUGAGUUUGGUCAGGUCAGCGUUGCCGUGACGGACCGUGACUUGCGCACCAAGAUUCACCAAGCUAUCCGACGAAUUUUCAAAUCGCAGCUUGAAUCUACUACCGAUUCGGAAGGCAUGAUGGGAAUUCUCGCUGCGGCCAACCGCUUCAAGCGCGACCCUGGAACAGGCCGUGGUGGCAAUGGCCGGUCUAACAACCCUCGAACCAACUGGGAAGAGCUCGGUGGUCCCUACCUGCAUUUCACCCUCUACAAGGAGAACAAGGAUACUAUGGAGGUUGUUUCAUUUAUCGCCCGGACGCUGAAGAUGAACGCCAAGUCUUUCCAAUUCGCUGGAACCAAGGACAGACGCGGUGUGACUGCCCAGCGCGUCUGCGCUCACCGUGUUCUCGCUGAGCGUCUUGCGCGUCUGAACCCUACUCUCCGCAAUGCUAUGGUUGGUGAUUUCGAGUACCGCAAGCAGGGACUGGAGCUUGGAGAUCUGGCUGGCAAUGAAUUCGUCAUUACUCUGCGCGAGUUGGACAUUCCCAGUGCGGAUCUCAAUGAUCCCAAGGCUGCGGUCACCAAGGCUUCCGAGGUCGUUGGUACUGCUCUGAAGAACCUGCGUGAGCGCGGUUACUUCAACUACUAUGGUCUUCAGCGUUUCGGUACCUUCUCAACCCGAACUGACACAGUCGGCGUCAAGAUGCUGCAGGAAGACUUCAAGGGUGCUUGCGAGGCCAUUCUGCACUAUGGUGCUGAAUCCCUUCAGGCGGCAAUGGAAGGCGAGUCUAACACUGCGAACAUCGGCAGUGAUGAUAAGGCUCGUGCCAUGGCCAUCAACAUGUUCGAGACCGGUGGUCCUCGCAUCGUGAAUGAAGCCUUGCAAAAGCUCCCCCGCAAGUUCUCCGCAGAGCAAAACCUGAUCCGCCACCUUAGCAAGUCUGGAAACGAUUACCUGGGUGCAUUGCAGACGAUCCCUCGUAAUCUGCGUCUGAUGUACGUUCACGCGCACCAGUCCCUUAUCUGGAACUAUGCUGCCAGUGAGCGCUGGCGUUUGUACGGCGACAAGGUCGUGGCAGGUGAUCUUGUGAUUGUUCAAGAGCACCGCGACAAGGAAGAUGCUCCUGUUGAGAAUGCCAACGAGACUGUCGACGAGGAUGGCGAGAUCAUCAUUGUUCCCCAGGGUGAGGACAGCGCUGUUGCGGCCGAGGACAUGUUCACCCGCGCACGUGCCCUUACGGCUGAAGAGGCAGCCAGUGGAAAGUACAGCGUGUUCGACAUUGUGCUCCCCCAACCUGGAUAUGACAUCAUCUACCCCGAGAACGAGAUGAAGGCCUUUUACACACGCUUCAUGGCCAGCGAACUGGGUGGUUAUUUGGAUCCCUCCAAGAUGCGCCGCUCUUGGAAGGACAUCAGUCUCAGUGGAAGCUACCGUAAGGUUUUCAGCCGCAUGUUGGGCGACAACUAUUCCUUUGAUGUCAAGCUGUACUCCCAGGACGAUGAGCAAUUCGUGCCAACCGAUCUGGACAUCUUGAAGCAAAAGAAGGAAGAGAAGGAGACAGCCACAGCCGAGACAACCGGUGAUAAGAUGGCUGUUGUUCUGAAGUUCCAGCUGGGCUCAAGCCAGUACGCCACUAUGGCCCUUCGUGAGCUGACCAAGGGCAAAGCUGUCGCCCACAAGGCUGACUUUGGUGGUGGCCGUUAA
This is a messenger RNA of Penicillium salamii, 2187 nucleotides long. The record is from the annotation of a GenBank genome assembly. Lineage: Eukaryota; Fungi; Ascomycota; Eurotiomycetes; Eurotiales; Aspergillaceae.